AUGUCUUAUGCGGUUGAGACAAAGAAGCGUAAAUUUCACCGAGUACUCGAGUCCCUCACGACACCUUCGAACACGGAGUCCCCAAACCAAACUGCCCGCUCCGCGACUGCGACAGCUCUUGAACAUGCCCCGGCAGCGAAACGGAGUCGUCUAAGCGGCCGCGAUGGUAGCAUUCUUAAUUCCGUGCGGAAAGACGUCCUCAAAAUUGCGCGACCUUCUUCGCGCGCUUCUUCCGUAUCCUCGCUGUCUCGACCUAGCUUUGUUCCUUGGGAUCGCGAGCGUUUUCUAGAGCGAUUGGAGACAUUUCGACGGGUAGAUCGGUGGUCUCCUAAACCUGCCGCAGUAAACGAGGUUGAAUGGGCUAAAAGGGGUUGGAUCUGUACGGAUGUCGCCCGUGUUACGUGUGUGAGUGGCUGUGGGGGCUCCGUCGUUGUUAAGAUUCCCGAUGAACUUGACGAGCUCGAUGGCUACGACGUGGAUAAAAUACAGGAAAGGAAGGACGUCCGUACCAAACUUGUACAGCAAUACAUGGGUCUUAUGGCUCAAGCGCAUGGGGAGAAUUGCCCGUGGCGGAACAAGGGCUGUGAUGCUACAAUUCAUCGACUACCCUUGACGAAUCCUGAUAUCGCAAUCUCAAAAUUUCAAACACGCUAUUCACAUUUACUCAAAAUGGCCGACCAGCUACCCGGCCCUGAAUCUAUACAAGUGCCGGAAGGCUUCAAUGCUCAGGAUGUAAUAUCGAUCCUGCCGGCCGGAGCAUUUCCGCCCUCUGAAGAACACAAAGAACCCGUGGAGGACAACCAACCCGGUUCGGAAAACAGCCAAGAACCUGCAUCCGAACGUCCCGUUCAAAGCGAUCCUCCAAUCAACGAAUCGGCCUUUAUUCUAGCCUUUCUGGGCUGGGAUUCUUUUGACGGAGCAGUGAAUAUGGCUGGCUGCAGCGCCUGCUUCCGACGCCUUGGAUUUUGGAUGUACAAGCCAAAGGCAACCGAGGACGCUUCUUCCCAUGAUCCAUUAGAUGCAGCCAACGAACACAUGGAAUACUGCCCGUGGAUUAACGGUAAAGCCCAGAGCGGUACAGGAAACCCCUCUGAGAAACCGGAGGGCUUGCGCAGUGGAUGGGAACUUUUGGCCCAAGCGCUCAAAGUGAAACACUUACGACAAACUCGAUCGAGUACCCCGAUGGGUAGCCGCGCUGGGUCAGAAGCACCUUCCAUGGACGACCCCGAGAUAGACGAACCAAAUGAUGUUGCUAAGAAAGCUAAAGACCGAGAGUGGUGGGCAAAAAUUCGACGAAUGAGGCAGGUGUUGAACGUCAAGUCACCUAAAAGAAAACCGACAGCCCAAUAA
This is a messenger RNA of Aspergillus puulaauensis, 1350 nucleotides long. RefSeq lists its product as uncharacterized. Lineage: Eukaryota; Fungi; Ascomycota; Eurotiomycetes; Eurotiales; Aspergillaceae. The coding region runs from base 1 to 1350 and encodes 449 amino acids. The record is from RefSeq and is a predicted model, not a curated record. The transcript is spliced from 3 exons. Gene Ontology annotation, cellular component: nucleus. Gene Ontology annotation, molecular function: zinc ion binding.